AUGGCCCGAUUCUUGGCUACUCAGAAGGUAAGGACUUAUAAUAAAAUAAAUAUAAAAAUUAAUUAAGCUUUUUUAACUAUUAAGGCACUUCUAACCCUUCAACUGUACAUAUUAUCUUAUUAAACUAAAGAUUUUAUUAAAUGCCUAGUAGCAGUACUAAUCUUUUUGCUAUUUUCAGUGGAACGAGAUGGUCGUGGAGCUCUACAAUAAGACUCCACGCGUCGCCGGUGGAAGCCGUCAUCCAGACGCUUUCACGGGACGAGACGCCACCGACACAGUGUUCCGUGCAGCCCGGAGGCUGUUCCCCGACCGCACGGUGAAGCGCGUGAACGGUAUCAGAGUGCUUCAGCAGAUGCUGAAGCAAAUGAUCAUUGAGAAUGAAAGAGGCGUCAAAGACGACCUCUUUAUAGACCACAGCUCGGUCUAUUACAAGUAAGUUAUCUACUGUAAAAUAUUAAUAGUAAAACGCUAAUUAUGGCUUUUUAGUGAUUAAGUUUUAUAAGGUAUAGUUAUACAUUAUCAAAUUUGAUUUUUAUUAAUGUACCUAUUUUUUAGAUUCACAGCGUACGGGGUAGACAAGUACAUCCCGGACUGCUCAGAAGAGUUCAGAGCACGAGAGGCCGAAGCUGUCGAAUUUAAAGAAAAAAGUCGGCGAUCAGGCAGUCUCGUGGCCAACAUAAGGUAAGAUAACAAAACCAAUCAAAUAAAACAAAUAGUAUAAAGUAAAUAACUAAAAAUCAUGUAUACUGUACUUUUAUGUAAAUAUUUAAAUAUUCAUUUUUUUUGUUUCAGAAACCGAUGCCGCAGGUUUCUGUCGACGGAACGACAGGCCACGUUGGACAAGGAGAACGUGGAGACACCACCGGUGAGACUCUUAUCUUCCCGGUGCAUGUCUCCACAAAUACAGCGCUUCAGGCCGUACGUGAACGUCAAAGACGAUCACAAUCGUUCUGUGGCGGCCGCGUUCGGAUCGCUUAGCUGCGUGCCCCGAUCUCGGCGACAAGUGCACGCCGAGCAGCGAAUGUCGGCAAACUUGACGGCGCUGUCGUUGAACGAUGGGCCGAAUCGAGCGGUGACUGACGCCCCAUUGCCGCGAAGAUUUGGUGGAGCAAAGAGGAAGCUUCGGUCGGUUUCUACCUCUUCAACCGACCGGUUUUUUACAAAGAUAAAGCAAAGAGUUCUAAACAAAGAUUAA
Messenger RNA from Bursaphelenchus okinawaensis, 1195 nucleotides. NCBI's taxonomy places the organism in Eukaryota, Metazoa, Nematoda, Chromadorea, Rhabditida, Aphelenchoididae. The record is from the annotation of a GenBank genome assembly.